Sphaeramia orbicularis (orbiculate cardinalfish) is the source of this 4479-nucleotide messenger RNA. RefSeq names its product solute carrier family 16 member 6b (gene slc16a6b). The transcript is spliced from 6 exons. Gene Ontology annotation, biological process: monocarboxylic acid transport; transmembrane transport. The coding region runs from base 385 to 2079 and encodes 564 amino acids. Gene Ontology annotation, molecular function: monocarboxylic acid transmembrane transporter activity. Lineage: Eukaryota; Metazoa; Chordata; Actinopteri; Kurtiformes; Apogonidae. The record is from RefSeq and is a predicted model, not a curated record.
GUUUGAAUACCGGCUCGAGCCGGUAAAGAGCUGCCAAAGCAAGCAGGAACUGAAGACAAAAGAUGCAGCAGCUUCUAAUAGAGCAACAAAGGACCAAAGCAAUAUUUUCUGUAGUACCAGUCUUUUUUUUAUCUCAAAGCUAAAGUAGGAAGUGACUUAAAUAGCCUAGAUAUUCUUUAAGACGUCUGAAAAUAAUACCGUUUUUAAUGCUUUGCUCUCAAAUGUUUUGCUCCGUUAGCUCUUUUAUUUAAGAGCUUUAGCUAUUUUAAAGCGUCAACGACAUGACGACGAGGUAAACAAAACAAAAAAGACUUUUUUCCCCCACCAGGAGGCUCCUUUCUGUCCCCUGUCCGGUCAUUCCACCGCUGGUGACCUGCUGUAGCCAUGAGGGAACCCUCAUUCCAACGCUGCUUGGGUCCAAAUGUUUACCGGGAGGUGCCUGACGGGGGCUGGGGCUGGGCUGUGGCUGUGGCCUUUUUCAUAGUGGAGGUGUGCACCUAUGGGACCAUCAAGAGCCUAGGCGUCUUCCUCCAAGAUUUAAUGGACGAGUUUGGAGAAGGGAACAGCCGAGUGUCAUGGGUCAUCUCCAUCUGUGUGUUCAUCUUCACAUUCACUGCCCCCCUAUCAACAAUGCUCAGCAACUACUUCGGCUAUCGUCCAGUGGUGAUGAUGGGAGGUUUUCUGAUCAGCCUAGGAACCAUAACCUCGGCCUUCACCAGCUCCAUCAAUGAGAUGUACAUUACCAUCGGCAUCAUCUCAGGACUUGGCUACUGCCUUACCUUCCUUCCCACUGUCACCAUCCUAGCCCAGUACUUUUCCAAGCGCCGAGCCCUCGUCACCUCAGCAGCUUCCUCUGGUGAAUCCUUUGCAAUAUUCGCGUUCGCUCCAGCCUUCACUAUACUGAAGGAACAUAUCGGCUGGCGUAACUGUCUGGUGAUUCUUGGCAUCCUUCAGUCUUCUGUGAUUGGCUGCGGGCUUCUUCUUCGUCCAAUAAUAAUUAAGACGGAGCCUGAAAAAGUGGAGGAAGACUCUGAGAAAGAGCUGCCAUCUCUGAAGCAGCUGGAAGCUGUUUAUGAACUGGAGAAUGAACAAACCAGAACCUCCAUCAGCUCAGGAGUGUCUCGGGGCUCAGAGGACUCAGGCGUCACAUCCCUGUCUGCUUCAAACGUUGACCUCAGGACUGCAGGACCAGAAGCCAAGACUCUGAUGGGGUGGGAGAGGCAAGACAAAGACAGCCAGGAGCUGUCUCUGUCCACACCUGCCAGCCCAGAAAAACUCACCCAGGAGGGGGAUAAAACAGAUUCAGAGGCUGGUCCUCUUCAGUCCUCUAGCCCCAAACUCCUGGACUUUUCUGUGCUCAAAGACGGUGCCUUCAUCUGGUACUCGCUCUUUGGCCUGUUUGCCACACUGGGCUUCUUCGCCCCCCAGCUCUACAUCAUUGAACUGAGCAAGAGCCGUGGUGUGGAGCCUAGCAUGGCGUCCUACAUGCUCUCUGUGAUGGCUGUGGCUGAGAUUUUCGGUCGCUUGUCUAUCGGUGUGAUCUUGAACAGAGUUUGGUUCCGGAAGACGCUGGUCCUGCUGGUCUGUGUGGUUUUUUUGUGCCUGGUGCUGGUGGCCUUCACUGUGGUGUAUGAGUUCUGGGGCCUGAUAGUCUGCUGUGCCCUAUAUGGCUACUUCAUGGGCACAGUGGGCUCCACACACAUCCCCUUGCUGGCUGAGGAGGAUGUAGUGGGCAUCGAGAAGAUGGCAUCAUCUGUUGGCGUGUAUGUCUUCAUCCAGAGCUUUGCUGGGCUGGCUGGACCACCACUUGGAGGUGUUUUGGUGGAUAUGACAGAUAACUACGGUGCUGCUUUCUACUCGUGUGCUGUGGGCAUGGGUCUCAGUUCGAUCUGCCUGGCCCUGGUCAGCCCAGCCAAGUCUGGCCUAUGCUGCAGAACCCAAGAGACAGUGAAGAGCAAUGAUGAAACAAACAAAAUGUCCCAGGACUGUGAGCAACCUGACUUUUUGGAUGUGGAUCUGGCUCCAGAGGAGAGUCCUGUCCGAAAGACUGUGGGUCAGAACAGCACCUCUGUCAUUUGAGCCUAGAAGUCAACACACUGAACCAAGCAAAUCCACGUCCACACAACCCACAGCUGCUGCCGAUUUCUAUCUCAGGUGCCACUCCCUCAUUCUCUGACAAGCUUGAAGUUCACAGUCAGUCCUGUACGACCAAAGACAAAGUUAUCUGUGACAUUCAUACAGGUCUGGUCUCCAGUAGAAAAACACUUUACUCACUCAUACAUCUUGGUUCCAUUUAGACAGGAGGACUUUUAUCUCAGGAAAGAUGUACCAUUGUCAUGGACUGACUUAGAACAUUGGAAAACAGCUGUGAUGUCUGUCCUGUACAUGAAGGUGUCAUAGCUGCAUUGUUGCAUGGUUGUAUGUAGAGGUGUGCGUCCCCACUGUGUCUCAGCUUUAAUGUCCUGCAUGGCUGGGGGUAGGGGGUCUAUCGCUGUACCUGACCCCAAGAAGGUUCGGCUAUUUAACACUAAGGCUUGACUAUUCAUUCAUCCAAUUAGAAAGUCUGCUAACAGUUUCAGUGUGGACUUUGAAAAUUUUAUAUACAACAGUUUUGGAAAUAUUAUUGCAUAUUUAAAAAUCCAAAAGGACAGCGGUAUAUGAUGCACAUACAGACCGAGGGUUCUCUCAGAGCCAACUCAGAUCUGCUGCACUCAAGUGUCAUGUCCAGAGGGAUGUAACACUGGCUUCGCAAUUAACACUGUCUGUCAGUUAUAAAUGUCCAACUGUCUCUAUGCUAGAUAUCAUUCCCAUAAUUUUUUGUUCAAUAAUUCCUCAUUAUCCUUGUGCAUUUUGUGAGCUUCUAUCUGUUAUAGUUUGGUGAUGUGUACUGAUGAAGAAACAACUGAAAAACUUGAAGAAUCUGUGAUCCAUUUUCCAUUGAGGCUGUGGCUGAGGGAGGGAUUACCAUGAGCCUGACCAAGAAGAACAACUAAAACGUUCCAACUGUCAUUUAAAAAAACAACAGGUAGAGAAGAAAAAACAGCUUCAGGUGGGAAGAGAAAUCAAAGCAGUGGCUCGAGACUGGCUGCUAAUGGUUGGCUACUUACUUAAAAAACAUAGAUUUGGUCAUACAUCUUAAAACUACUUUCUAUGACCCCAAUUAUCCAAAAUCAUUACUUAUUGUCAGCUAGCUUGGUAGACAUAAUGUUAGGAUGCUUCUUUCUAACAUUACCACUGGCACACCAACCAACAUACACACACAGAGUGAUGUAGUGAUAUGGUUCUGUGGAAAACCAAACCAGGCCUUAGAAAUUGGAACUAGCCCUAAACAGACAAUCAGAAUCCUCUUCUCUCAGUGGUCAGUCUUAGAGGAGGACCUUUCUUGUGUUUUCUGCACUUUGGGCCUAACACUAGAACAUGUUACUUAUAUCAGAACUGAAGAAAACGGUGUAGAAAGCCUGCAUACAAUGAUGAAUGUCACCUGUAUCACCAGCUGUGUCAGCAGAUUAUCAACCAAAUAUGGAAUACUGACGGGUUUCAAACUCCAAGUAGUGAAAUGUACAUACAUAUACAUGGCAUUGAGGGGUAAAUAAGAAUUACAGCAACUAAUUACACAUGAUUCCUACAACAGGUCAGGACUAGUAAACUGUAUUUGUGCAUGAAAGAAAAAGUGGUGAAUGCAUCAUGUUCAUAUGAAGGAUUUAAGAACCGAUCUGUUAACAUGAGUGAUUUUUGCAUGAGGCCCAUUAUUGUUUCGUCCUCAUGGAUUGACAAUUUCACGACACUGAACACUUUUGUAUUACUCAGAAAUAUGUGCAAAGUCCAACACGUAUGUAAUGUAACUCAUGUAAUGUGUCGUCCCCUUCAAAGCAGUCACACUGAAUGAUGUGAGCCACUAGAAGCCAUGCUUUAUGACAGACAGAACUCACACUCUUGGUUGAUGUUACAUAUCUGCAUUGGUGUUAGCUGUAGCAAUGCUGCAUCAGUGUUUAGUGUUAGUUUAGAACCACCACAGCUGCUGGCAUUGAGUCAGACUUUACUCCCCCCACUCUGCUACUUCAGCUAAAAGUAUUUUCCUGAUGUCAUGUUUUCAUGAUCAGGCUUUUUUAUGCCAUAAACUGAAUGCAAUGAUGACUGGGAUUUACAGGGAUUUCUCCUGAUGACCAGGCUGAGUGAACACACACACACUUCUUUAGUUUCAGAUGAACCAUUGAUGUAUGCAAAGGGUGAAGGAUGGAUCUGAGUCCUCGGUGAGUCCUGACUCGGAUCGCCUCCACACCACCUUGCCAUGACUUGAAAUGGAGUUCACAAAGCUCUUCUUAAUUACUGUAUCUCUUAUUUGAAGUCUUUAUAUCAAUGAUCUUGUGUUCUUUUUUAGAUAAACUUUUUUUAUUUUGUAUUUAAUUGAGGCACAAUGUUGCCUGAUAAGUGCUGUACUGCUUUACUUCUUUUGGAAUUAAAAUCUCCCAUAAACCUCUG